Molecule: messenger RNA, 606 nt
Organism: Quercus robur (English oak)
Lineage: Eukaryota; Viridiplantae; Streptophyta; Magnoliopsida; Fagales; Fagaceae
Product: protein RGF1 INDUCIBLE TRANSCRIPTION FACTOR 1-like
Exons: 5
Coding region: 1-567 (188 amino acids)
Molecular function (GO): zinc ion binding
Source: RefSeq, a predicted model, not a curated record
AUGAGACGAAUAUUAUCUAAGAGUUAUGUUGGGAUACCUCCAUGGCUAAAUGAUAUGUACAACAGCAUAUACUUCAUUACUUGCAUCAUGCAUCAAGAUGCGAAGAAGAACGAUUUGGACCACUUUUGCAUAGAUUGCCACCGGUCUCUGUGUUCAAAUUGUCUUUACGCACACAUGCAUCACAAUUAUGUUAAGAUUCGGAGAUACGUUUACAAUGAUGUUAUUAAUCGGCAAGACUUGUGCAACCUCUUCAACUGUUCCGGGAUACAGUCAUAUCAUACAAAUGGAGCCAAAGUGGUAUUUUUGAAGCCGAGAACUCACCGGCACCAACAGCAGAAGCAGAGCAAUUUAAAGGACCAUAGGUGUACCAUCCGUAAUAGGACUCUACAAGAUAAUUCACUCUAUUGCAGUGUAGCAUGCAAGGUUUUAGCCUUACAUGAUAAUCAAACCAAUGAGAAAAAUGAAGACCUAGACAAUGUAAUAUUUGGAGACAGAAAAUACCUCGCAGAAUCAUCCAAGAGGAGGAAACUGAGGAAAGCAGCCCCUUUGAGGGCCCCAAUGUUUUAAUCAAGUCCUCAUGAUAGGGACAUACUUAUAUGCAUCAUC